Molecule: messenger RNA, 4725 nt
Organism: Cavia porcellus (domestic guinea pig)
Lineage: Eukaryota; Metazoa; Chordata; Mammalia; Rodentia; Caviidae
Gene: Myzap
Product: myocardial zonula adherens protein
Exons: 11
Coding region: 82-1257 (391 amino acids)
Biological process (GO): maintenance of ER location; intracellular signal transduction
Cellular component (GO): I band; RNA polymerase II, holoenzyme; nuclear envelope
Source: RefSeq, a predicted model, not a curated record
CGCGCUGCCCCGCCCCGCACUCUUACUCUUACUCGGCCAGGGAGGGCAGCAGGUGCCCGCCCGCAUCGGCAGCCCCGCGGGAUGCUGCGCUCCACGUCCACCGUCACCCUACUCUCGGGCGGCAGCGCCCCGGCGCCCGGGACACCCAGCAGGCGGGCAAACAUCUGCAGACUGCGGCUCACUGUGCCUCCUGAGGGCCCUGCCCCUGAGCAAGCGGAGAAGAAAGUUGUGAGGAAAGAGCAGCCUCCUGAACCAAACAGUGGCGAUACGACCAGGAAACUUCCUCAGGGUGUGGUUUACGGCGUGGUUCGAAGAUCAUCGGAUCAAAACCAGCAGAAGGAAAUGGUGGUGUAUGGCUGGUCUACCAGUCAGCUGAAAGAAGAGAUGAACUACAUCAAAGAUGUGAGAGCCACUUUGGAGAAAGUAAGGAGGCGCAUGUAUGGAGACUAUGAUGAAAUGCAGCAGAAGAUUCGACAGCUCACGCAGGACCUGUCUGUUUCCCAUGCUCGGCAGGACUAUCUAGAGAACCACAUCCAAACCCAGUCCUCGGCCCUGGAUAGUUUCACUGCCAUGAACUCUGCCUUGGCGUCGGACUCCAUCGGCCUGCAGAAAACCCUCGUGGAAGUCACUUUGGAAAACAGCAACAUUAAGGAUGAGAUCAGAAAUCUGCAGCAGACAUAUGAGGCGUCUGUGCAGCAGCUGCGGGAGAAACAGAGGCAGCUGGAGGCAGCGCAGGUGGAGAAUCAGCUGCUGAAGAUGAAGGUGGAAUCGUCCCAGGAGGCCAACGCCGAGGUGAUGAGGGAGAUGACCAGGAAGCUGUACAGCCAGUAUGAGGAGAAGCUGCAGGAGGAGCAGCGAAGGCACAGUGCCGAGAGGGAGGCGCUUCUGGAAGAAACCAACAGUUUCCUGAAAGCAGUGGAAGAGGCCAAUAAAAAGAUGCAGGCGGCAGAGAUCAGCCUGGAGGAGAAAGACCAGAAAAUCGGGGAGUUGGACAGGCUCAUUGAGCGCAUGGAGAAGGAGCGGCACCAACUGCAACUCCAGCUUCUAGAGCACGAGACGGAAAUGUCUGGGGAAAUCCCUAUGGCGGACAAGGAGAGGUAUCAGCAGCUGGAGGAAGCCUCAGCCAGCCUCCGUGAGCGGAUCCGACACCUGGAUGACAUGGUGCAUUGCCAGCAGAAGAAGGUCAAGCAGAUGGUUGAGGAGAUCAUGUCGCACGAGCUCUUCUCCAGAUUUAGUCUCCGGCUCUUUGGAAGAUGACAGCCUGGUGGCCCACGGUGGGUGGAAGAGGUUCUUCUCACUGCUUGUGAUGAGAGGGAUCCCUGUACCCUCUCUGUUGGGAUCAGGUGGUACAGAGGAACAAAAUAGCAAGACUUGGCUGCCUGGGGCCCUCCAAAAUGUGAAGACGCCCAUGCGCGAUGACCUCUGCUUGGACACCUCAAAAUGCUGAGUCAAGAGAUCUCAGAGAUCCACCGAGUAUUUUUAGAAACUUGGGCUCCCAGGUCUCAAAGAAAAACUUGCACUGAAAAUUAAUCCUGAAAAUAAUCUACAAAGUAUUAGUGGGGCCUGGAAAAUGAACCCUUCCUGUGGAAAAGCUGUCGAGGACUUCUGCUGAAAGGGACUGGGGGAGAGCUAGAAGCCAUGAGUGCUGCCUGGGCCAUCCCUGUCCCUGCAUAUGCUGCCUGGCAUCCAAAUGGUUUGGUGAUGCGUGCGUCCAGGAGGUGGCCCUGAGAGUCCCUUUCUGCAUGGGUCUCAAUACUGCUAGCCAACUUCCUGCUCUCCCUAAGAGCAGUUUGGUUUGCUGUCGUCACUGAAUGGACAGUUCAAUGGAUUUCACCUAAAGAGAAGUGUAUUUGGCUAAAACCUACUGACAUAACCCGCCCCCUGCGUCUGUGCUUUGGUCUUGGUCUUGCUGACAGCCACUCAUGCUGGUAUUUCUUCAGAAACCCACGGAGUUGUAAGAGGUACCGGGGCAGCAGUGCUGACAAGGGUGGCACCAGCCCUCCAGCUAGGGGACUGGGCUGAUGGAGUGGGUUCCCCGAAAGGCUGGGUCCCUGUGACCCUGGCUGCUUCUCCUCUCCCACCACGUGUCUGUGGCAAAGUGGGAAUGUGGGUACUUUCCUGUUGAUAUUUGCCUCUGGGCUUUCAUUCUGAUGCUUCUGCCCAGCUUAAGCCAACAGGGAGCGGGAAGGAAAGGAUGUGACGGGCAAUCUUCUGCAUUCACGGGUAGCUUCUGCGGUGGGCACAGUGCUGGGUUCCUGUGCAGGUCCCACAUGCUCUGCUGGGUUCCGAAGGGAGCCAGCAUCAGCUUGGGCAACUGUUAUUUUAGAUAUUACCCUGGCCUGGUGACCUGUGCCGUUCCUGGGGAUUCCUUUACUGCUCUGAUGUUUUUCUGAAUCUCCGGUGGAAAUGUCUUUGGCAUCUGUUCUAGUGCAGUAGAUUUGUUACUGUUUAAAAAGUGGAAUAACAUGAAUUUAGGGAAUUGGUGUGAGAGGGCAGUGGUGGUGGGCUCUCUUCCACCCUGCAGUUUCUUCUGUCUUUGGGGCUGGGGACAGUCCCUGGAGGUCAGACGAGCCUGGGUUUGUGGAGCAGAUAGGGAGCAAGGUGCCUAAAGGGCCAUACCUGUCUUAGUGCCUCCUUCCUGCUCCAGCCCCAGGCCCGGACUUUCUGGGGAUCUCGAGUGUGGCUUCCCCUAUUCCUCAGGGCCCAUCUCUGUCUACUCUGCUCUGCCUUUACUGGUGAGCCUCAGGUGACUUCUUUCCUGCCUAUUCUGUGACAUGCUGUUAGCUGGAUCUACUGCCAGCCAAGCCUGAGUUCUGUGUUUAAGUUCUGCCUCCCCCACUCCACAGCCCACCCUCCUCUACCCACUCCGCCCUUCCCUGGACCCUCAGCCUUGACGCUGAAGCCCACAACUUGUUACACCGCCCCCUGGAGGAGUUACGAAGGUUUGAGGCAGAAUUUGUGUACAGCACAUGGAAGUGUAAGCGCCUCAGGGCCUUGUGGGUAACAUAGUGUCAGUUGCUGCUUUAAACCCCGACUUACUUAUCUAAAAUGAAAUUUUUAGGAGGCACCUGAAAGAGCACAGUGGUGUCCACCUCCCCGCCCUGUGUACUGUAGAAAGAACUGCUGCAGGCACAUAGAUGGAUGCAUUUCAUGGCACCCAAGCUGCCCUUUGUCUCUUUGAGGCAGAGGUCCCUAAACCCAAGUUUUCUCCGUUGAAUUGGCUUCUAGUUGGCCGGAAGCAUUCUCUUUCUCUCUCUCUCUCUCUCUCUCUCUCUCGUACUUAGAAUCCAACUCAGGGCCUCAUGCUUGCCAGGCAGGUGCUAUGCCACUGAGCUGCAUCCCCAGCCCUACCUCCCAUUUCUAAACAAGACUUAGAGUCAGAAAAAAAUAAAUAGCCAGCAGUAUCUCAGCAAAGACUCCUGGCUCUGGGUCUACACCCAGAUCUCUGAGACCAAAACCAAGUUUUGUCAUUUUCUUGUUUUUUAAAUAUGGAAGGAAGUUAAAUGCAGAAAAUUAUAGAGAAUAAUAAAAAACACAACUUCAUGUCCCUGCCUCUGCUUUUUUGUAAAGAAAAGAUUACAGAUAAAGCUCAGGUUGUUCUGUUUUACUCUUGCCUGAUUAUGCUCGUCUCCUUCUUCUGCUCCUCACUUCUACCACAGAGAUAUAGAUCUAGUAUUAGUAGGCAGCCCAGAGUGUGUUUAAAAAUUUAUACAAACUUUAAUUUACAGUGUAGGUAACAAGUAGCAUUGUUGCCACUUUGCAACUGACCCUUUUCCUAGUUGUGUAGUGUUAUUACAUACAGAUCUAAAUUCCUCCUUGCAGUAGCUAAAUGUACUUUGAUUUGUAUUUAUUGCAUUCUGUUUGUCCCACUGAUGCACAUUUGGUACAGAGGGAAACAUGUCUCCACACAUCCUUCACUAGCAAGCACACUGAGCGGGGGCCACUGCUGGGGAGUGAGGUGAUUAGUGCCGGGUCUGUGGGUGCUGCUGGUGGCUCUCUCCAUGCACAGUACUGCCUCAGUUAUGUUUGGUGCAGCAGAGGUUUCCAGACAUCCAUCACCACUUGGCUCCAUGGGGGUUAUAAUUUUGGUCAGUUAUAAAAUCGCAUCUCACUGGUUUAAUUUCGAUUUGCAUCAGCCUGGUUUCCAUUCCUUACAGUCAUGAGAACUAGUGACUUUUCACAAGGUCAUUGGACACUCGGGCCUCCUCCUUUAUAAAUUCGUGUUCAUGUCCUUUGUUCAUGUUUUAUGUGAGGUUAUUUGUUUUUCUUCCUGCUCAUUUAUACAGACGCUGCAGAUUACUCAUACAAUCGUCAAGAAAUAUUUGGCUAACAUUGCUAUUUCCUAUUCAGAGGUGUUUGUGGUUUCUCUUGUAUAAUUUUUAAAUUUUGGUGGUGUCAACAGUUGUCAAUGUUUCUGUGCUGUGUUGUGUCUUGUCAUAAACAUAUUUUCUGUAAUACUUUUAAAAUUUCGUUUUCCAUCUUUAGACCUUUGGUUACCACUCAGAUGUCUGCCCUCCACCACUGCCUUAUCUUUUUCUGCAUGACACUUACCACUUGUCCUUUUUGCUUGUUUUUGUUGUUUGUUUCCCUUCUCUCCAGUAGAAUGUAAGCUCUAGGAGGCAGGGAUUUUUGUCUGUGUAGGACUAUACCUUCAAGUCGCUGGCAUAUAGUAAGUGCUCAAUAAAUAGUUUUGGAGAAAUAAAGAAUAAUCCAUGUGGAAUUUAA